UAGGUAUAAAGCUAGGGCCUUUGUUGCCCAGCCCAGGCGCAGGGAUGGAUGCCCUAAGCGUUCUCCGCGACUACACGGCGCGCAAGGAGCUGGGCAAUGUCCACCGCGUGGGCGACGAGUUCCGCUUCGGCAAUGACUACAGGUUCCCGUGCAGCACCGAGACGGGCUACCGCUCCAAGCUCGGCUUCUUCUACACGCUCGACUCGCUCGUCUUCUUCGUCAAGAGCAGCAACCUCAAGCACACCGAGUACAUGCAGCAGGCGCGAGCUCUCAAGCUCCAGAUCGUCACCUACACCGACAAGAAGCCGCUGCUCGACUACCUCGAAGGCAAGGUCUCCACCAGUGAUGCCAUCGAGCUCUUGCCGCCGGUCGCCUCGUCGGCGGCGUCGCUGGACAAGCUCUCCCCGGGCGAUCUCGCUGCCGCGGACGAGGCCGGGGCUCUCCACCCGAGCAAGCGGCCCCGGAGCGACCAAGACCAGCCUGUGGAUGCCUGCCUCCUCAUCGAGCUGGUGAGGAGCCUGGAGCGUCCCGUGCGUGAUCGCGAGACCAUCCUCCUCUGUCCCAACAAGAGCUUCGAGGGGAUCCUCUCCACCUUGGGACGCCGGGAGCGCAUCGAGCAGCAGUCCCAGCAGCAGUCACAGCAGCAAUCCCAGAACUCGCAGAGGAGAGAGCCACAAUCUUCUUCCACGGAUAAGUUCGUCAAAGUGGAGCCGGAUCUCAAGUCUGCCGCUGCUCCUUCCAUGGAGAAGCGACCCCCGCCACCACCACCAUCUUCCCAGCAAACUCUGGCGAGAUCGUCGAGCAAGGCCAAGAUCGAAGGACCACCUAUCAUCCUCGUUCCAAAUGCCUCGCAGACGCUGCUCAACACCUUCAACGCCAAGGAGUUCCUGGAAGAUGGUGUCUACGUCCUGGCCGAUGCCAAAAAGUCCGCCGCUGCCAAGAAGCCCGAGACGCUUCCCAUCUACCGGAAGAUCGGCCGGGAGAUCCCAGUCAAGUACGAGGUGAGAGACAGGCCGUCGGCUCUCUCCUCCAAGGACUGGGAACGAGUCGUUGCUGUCUUCGUUCUCGGCAAGGAGUGGCAAUUCAAGGACUGGCCGUUCAAGGACCACGUCGAGAUCUUCAACAAGAUUUUGGGAGUGUACCUGAGAUUCGAGGACGACAGCAUGGAAUCGGUUAAAGUCGUGAUGCAAUGGAAUGUCAAGAUCAUCUCGCUGAGCAAGCACAAGAGGCACCAGGACCGCACGGCAGUUCUCGAGUUUUGGGAUAAACUCGAUGCCUUUGUGCGAGCCCGGAGGCUGCCUAUUGUCUUUUGAGAUGAUGGUCACUCCUGCCGCUCUAGUUCUGCCAUCCGCUCGAUUAUUGCCUGGAACAAACUCAUGAAUCCAAGGAACAAAGACGAGAACAUACGACGGCAUACCUUUUUGCUGGUUUCUUGUAACUCGCCAGCAAGAAUGAACUCGUCGAGGAUCAAGUAAACCUGUAAACGAAACCAGCAGGCGCUGAGUGCUUGCAACACCAGACCGGGAGAAUAAAAAAGCAAGGAAAGAAACUGGCCUUGUGGAAGUUGAAAACCA
This is a messenger RNA of Selaginella moellendorffii, 1574 nucleotides long. Its product is annotated as protein CDC73 homolog. Gene Ontology annotation, biological process: positive regulation of transcription elongation by RNA polymerase II; transcription elongation by RNA polymerase II. Lineage: Eukaryota; Viridiplantae; Streptophyta; Lycopodiopsida; Selaginellales; Selaginellaceae. Gene Ontology annotation, molecular function: RNA polymerase II complex binding. Gene Ontology annotation, cellular component: Cdc73/Paf1 complex. Bases 45 to 1313 code for a protein of 422 amino acids. The transcript has 3 exons. The record is from RefSeq and is a predicted model, not a curated record.